Molecule: messenger RNA, 456 nt
Organism: Rotaria socialis
Lineage: Eukaryota; Metazoa; Rotifera; Eurotatoria; Philodinida; Philodinidae
Source: the annotation of a GenBank genome assembly
AUGUCUGGUCGCGGUAAAGCAAGAGGAAGUGGAAAAGCUGGUGUGAAAAAUACAACACGUUCGUCAAAAGCAAGUCUUCAGUUUCCGGUGGGUCGUAUUCAUCGUUUACUUCGUCGUGGUAAUUUUGCUGAACGUGUCGGUGCUGGAGCUCCAGUUUAUUUAGCUGCAGUUCUUGAAUAUCUUUCCGCUGAAAUUCUUGAAUUAGCUGGUAAUGCAGCACGUGCUAAUAAAAAAACUAGAAUUAUACCACGUCAUCUUCAAUUGGCUAUACGAAAUGAUGAAGAAUUGAAUCGAUUGCUAUCGGGUGUAACAAUUUCACAAGGUGGUGUCUUACCGAAUAUUCAAGAAACAUUAUUGCCUAAGAAAACAACUGAAAUUAGUACAUCAUCAACAUCGCAAAAUGAUUCAUCGAAAAGAAAUACAUUAAACUCAACCGGUCAAAACAAAUCAUCAUGA